AUUGAAUGUAUAAUCCCAGCCUGUGGCCCAUAUUAGGGGUACUAUAGAGUUUAUUGAGCCCACUGGCCAUUUUAAAACGAUUGAAUUCGACAAAUGAAGCACCUUUCCCAUGUGCGGGGGACUGACGUGCAGACGGCACAUCAGCUGCCCUUAAUUCUUUUGUCUCAUGGGUAGGUUUGGGUUGGUGGCAAAGGCUAGGCACGCUGACGCUUGUUUUGAGGGAUUCCUGGGGUCAUCUGACACUGUAAAUUAUUAAGUCUUUCUUUUUCACAAACUGUAGAAACACUCCCCCCCCCCCCCCACACACACCCCUCUAGGAUUUUAUGGUUGACUUGGUCAGGAUCAUCUCUAUAUUGCUUUCAAUCAGAUUUUUGGAUAAGCGGAUGACGGAGGACAGAGAGCGCUAAACCUUGCCGUAGAGAGAGCUAACCUGAUGGACAUUUGAGUAAAAUACCUUUUUCCAUGACAAAAAGGCACCAGCAUUUUUAGGAUUUCAACUGAAUAAAAGCAUAGUACGAUGAGAGACUAUGAAGAAGUUACAUCCUUUUUGGGCCAGUGGGGACCUUUUCAAAGACUCAUUUAUAUCCUCCUGAGCCUCAGCAGUAUUCCCAAUGGAUAUGUGGGAAUGGCGAUGGUUUUCCUGGCAGAUAUUCCUCCUCACCACUGCAGGCUUCCAUUCCUGAACAGCAGCAGAUAUGGAGAACCGGGCUACAAUCUGUCCCUCCCAAAUGAAGAGGUGAAAGGACAGGUCAUUUUGAGUCGAUGCAGACGCUACACUGAACAGGGGGCUUUGGAUGCUGAGUCUAUCCAAAGCACAGAGCGCUGUCUGGAUGGCUUUGUGUUCAGCAAGGAAAGAUACGUGUCCACCAUUGUGACUGAGUGGGAUCUGGUGUGUGAAGACGCUUGGAAAGCCCCGUUUUCUGUCACUGUGUUCUUCUUUGGUGUACUGACUGGGUCCUUUCUCUCAGGAAUCAUAUCUGACAGGUACGGAAGGAAGUUUGUUUUUUUUGCCACCAUGGCCGUGCAGACAAUCUUCAGCGUGAUUCAGGCUGCCUCCAACAGCUGGGAGAUGUUCUCUGUGCUUUACUUCAUCGUUGGAAUGGGACAAAUAGCCAAUUACUGUGCAGCUUUCAUUCUAGGUUCCGAGCUUCUGAACAAGUCAUGCCGAAUAAGCUUUGCUACUCUGGGAGUCAGCCUGUCGUAUGCCUUCGGCUAUGUGUGUCUUCCACUCUUUGCCUACUUCAUCCGGGACUGGAGAAUACUUUUACUGGCCUUGUCUGCUCCAGGAUUCCUCUACAUACCUAUGUGGUGGUUUGUCCCAGAGUCUCCCCGUUGGCUACUGUCUCAGGGUCGAGUGGAGGAGGCUGAGGCCAUCAUCAGAGCUGCUGCCAAGAAGAACGGCAUCACUCCUCCUGACGUCAUCUUCAAGAGAGAGGACACCGCACAGCUGAUGGAUAGUGAUGGUGGACAGAAUUCCUACACAUGGCUUGACCUUCUCAGAACUUCCAAUAUAAGGAAUACCACGCUAGUGAACUUCAUAAUGUGGAUAACAGUGGGUUUGACCUACUAUGGGCUGUCCUUAAAUACUCCAAAUAUGGAAGGCGAUCCUUACCUGAACUGCUUCAUAGCAGCGGGCAGUGAGGUCUUCGGCUACAGCUGCAUAUUUUUGGUUGCGACCUACCUUCCCCGCCGAGUUACUCUGCCAUUUUGUCUCAUCGUCUGUGGGGUCGUGCUGUUAACCAUCCGAUUUGUUCCUGAAGACCUCAACGCCUUGACUAUCACGCUGGCGAUGGCUGGAAAGACCUGUGUCACGGGGGCCUAUGGCUUCCUCUACCUCUACUGCACGGAGCUGUUCCCCACGGUAGUGAGGAACAUGGGGCUGGGCGUCACCUCUAUGGCCUCUCGGAUUGGCAGCACAGUUGCUCCGUAUGUGGCCUACAUGGGAACUUAUGACAAGGUGUUACCCUACCUUCUUAUGAGUGGCAUCAGCAUCAUCACUGGUAUCUUAAGUAUAACGCUACCGGAAACAAAAGACCAGGAGCUCCCCGAGCUUAUUAGUGAAGUUAAACCCCUCCACUGCUUUUGCCAAAGACCAGUUAAACAGAAAAGCCAGGAGGAAAAUAAACAAGUUGGAAUUGGAUUGGAAAAUUCACACGGCUAAGGUUGCUCACAUUACAACUUUUAGCCCUUUGGAGAGAACCCUUUUGCCAGAGAAGCACUGGACUUUAAACUCAAUUUGUUUAUGUUUUGGUGAAUUUAGUCAGUUAUGUAAGAGAACACAACUCUGUGUCUGAGAAAGCAUUCAAAACAGUAGGUUUUCAGUAAAAGGUUAUUACCAAGUUAUUAGGCCUGAAGGACUCUUUAUGAACAGUUAAACAGUACAUUUCUGCUUAUGUUUUGACAGUUUGUCUUGUAGCAUUCAUAUUUUACUUCCCAUCAAUUGGGACACAUGUAAUUGCAUGUGACAUACAGGAACAUCAUUUGGUUUAGGUUUGUAAUCAUCCAGAUUUUCAAAUGAGCUACUGUUAAUGCACACUCAUGUGUAUAAUUACACAGCACUUUGCAUCACAUGUAAAUGCAAUUCAUGAAUAAACUGUACU
This is a messenger RNA of Sardina pilchardus (European sardine), 2600 nucleotides long. Its product is annotated as organic cation/carnitine transporter 2-like. Gene Ontology annotation, biological process: transmembrane transport; quaternary ammonium group transport. Lineage: Eukaryota; Metazoa; Chordata; Actinopteri; Clupeiformes; Clupeidae. Gene Ontology annotation, cellular component: membrane. The transcript has 10 exons. The record is from RefSeq and is a predicted model, not a curated record. The coding region runs from base 518 to 2161 and encodes 547 amino acids. Gene Ontology annotation, molecular function: quaternary ammonium group transmembrane transporter activity.